Molecule: messenger RNA, 1330 nt
Organism: Dothidotthia symphoricarpi CBS 119687
Lineage: Eukaryota; Fungi; Ascomycota; Dothideomycetes; Pleosporales; Dothidotthiaceae
Exons: 3
Coding region: 120-1286 (388 amino acids)
Source: RefSeq, a predicted model, not a curated record
UUAAAGAUCGCAUGGCUGCUGCAAUAGCUACAUACAACGAGGCUCUACUUAUAAACAUAUCGGCGUGGCACCUGUCUUUCUCGUAACAUCCUUCAAAACACAACAUCAACGUUACCACAAUGCGUCUACUACUUCCGCUUCUUAUGGUCCUUGGGGCUUCCGAAACAUUUGCACUUCUGGAUCUUACAAAAACGGUCUCGUCAACAACAUUAACGAGCCAAGCCUGUGUGACAGGGUCCAAGUCAACCAAAGCAAAAGGCGCUCUCCCAACAUCUACCGUUAUAUCGACCAGGAAAACUCCAAAGCUCAAGGUCACCUACAAAAACUCGACCCCAGUUGUGACAUAUACUGCAAAGCCCAUUACCAAGACAGUAACGAGUGUUGGCACCUCUGUCACGACUAAGACAGACUCCGCUGUCACAGAUACCUACAGUACCACAUUGACCCUGUCAAGUACUAUCACAUCGAUUGCAACUACGACAACUGUUUUCACCAGCACAGAUUCAAUUUCUACAACCACUACAUCCACCGUAACCAUUCCUACGCCCGCUGGCUACGUCCCCAUCCAGCAGUCAUCGGGAGAGACGAACUAUCCGGUUCAAGCUAAGGCUCGAAGCAUUGGUCAUCCGCAUGAUGUCGCUAAGAGGGAUGCCAAGUUCUGCAAGAACGCUCCUGUCAUGUACCCCUUCAGCGUAACAUGCACAAAAUACAUCCAAGUUGAAUACACGAUUGAAAUCAUCAAAACCAAGCCCACGUCGACUACCACUGUUGUUCCGAAAGCCUCAACCAUGACCUCAACCUCGAUCAGUAUUAGCACGACGACUAUCAUGCCCCGAGCCUCUACCACACAAACCUUCUCAGUCACCUCUCUCAUCACCACAUCCACUACCUUGACUGAGAGCAGCACUGUUACCACCACAAGCACUGUCGUCGUGCAGAGCCCGGGUCCCACGGUGCUCGCCGCCUGCCAAGACUACAUCUUGGGCCCUCGUGUCGCAAGUGGCAAGUACGCCUACAAUUACGACACCUCGGCUGCCAAUCCCACCUACCUAACCCCAGCCGUAGCCAACGGCUACGAAUGCUGUGUCGCCUGCUUCAAUAACCCAAACUGUCUGGUUGGCGCAUAUUCGACUACGGCCAACGUCUGUGUAGUUACUGUUGGAACUACGUGCCCGGCUAGUCAACCGUUGGCCGGCUAUUUCACGGAGACGACAGGCCAAAAUCAGUUCAAUGCCCAGUACUGGAACGGUCCUUGCGGAAGUUGGGCAUAUAACAGUGCUGAAUAAGGCGCGAUAGAUCUGUCAUCUAGCCAUCUUUAAUUGUAAUCCAU